AUGGCCGACGCGUCCUCCGACAAUGGUGGCAGGACGACACCCAGCACAGCAGCGACUCCUUGCGACCUCGAAGGCGAGAGCCUGUCAUGCAGGAAAACAGCGAAACGACCUCUGCCUGAUGAUGCCGCGGGAGCUGAAGGAGAGGAGCAUCGAAAUGGUUUUGAUGACGAUGAGAAUGGUGGAAAGGCAGGCCAGGACACCUCAGCAGCAGUGGAGGUUCCCGAGAAGAGCAUGGAGGAGUUGAAGCGGAUGUUCUUUACCGUCGAUGAUGUCAUCAGUGAGUACGACUCUGCAGAGUCCGUGACGAGUCUGCCUGCAGACGAUGACAACUGGGACCGAGUCACCGACGGCUUUCGUCUUGUACAUUUGCUGGUUGAUCCUCCCUGCAGGCUUGCUGAGUUCUUUGAAAACACUAGCAAGCAGAUCUACUCUCGAAGUGCUGCGGCAAUGCUUGGAUGUAGAUCAGAGCACUGCGAAGAAGCGUUCAGCAUGUUCAGAGACGUGGCCUGGAAGCCAAGUCUUCUCAUCAAAGACGAUUUCUUGGACGACCUCAAUGCGACUCCUUCGGUAGCCAACCAGAGAGUGACGUUGGAGAUGUUGAGGAGCAGGCUCGUAGAGUUCAAGGCUCUUGUCAGCGAUGUAGACAUGGAGAACAGGGGCUCGUUAAAGGACCAGCUAUGGGAGCGCUGCAUGAUCCAUCGCAAGCCGCCGCGCCCGGAUGUCUACUACUUUCUUAGGCUGGUGGAUGCGGAGAAGAUCCCCAACAGCGUGAUCGACGUCAUGUGCGCCCCCUGGUGUGAGACAGAGCAGAAGGAGGUGGAAGAUGAUGAGGCAGCUACUAGCAUUUACGUCCCGCCCUUGAGGACCAAGUGCAAGAAGCAGAAAACGGGCAAGCAAGACUCGUCUGCACAAUUGGCAGAUGAGAAGUUGGAGUACCUCCUACAGAGGGCAGAGAAUGUCGUCCUGGGAUUCCUCGAUUUCAUGAAGAAUCUGUGA
Molecule: messenger RNA, 996 nt
Organism: Guillardia theta CCMP2712
Lineage: Eukaryota; Cryptophyceae; Pyrenomonadales; Geminigeraceae
Exons: 1
Coding region: 1-996 (331 amino acids)
Source: RefSeq, a predicted model, not a curated record